AGGACAUUAGUGAGAGAGAGGAGCUAAAUGCCUUCUCACUUUCUUUCACAGCACAGAUAAGCUCAUUUGUAAUGAGGCCCGUUUUGUUUUUCAUGUAGGGCUCCAACAACAAAUCUGGACCAACUACUGAAUGUUUUUUUUUAGCCCCAUGAAAUCAAAAUGAGAGUUUCUCAGCUAACAGGGAAUGUUCUCAGAACUUUAUACGUUCUGGCAAGGUUCUCUCAAAGUUAUGCACAACUUGCAGUAACAUUGUUCGAAGUUAUCUGGUCUUUAAUAAUGUUCUCAAAACAUCAGCACAAAAAUUAUAUUUAUACAUCGUUCAUUGAGUAUUUUUUUUUUUUUUUUUUAAAUGUUUUAGCUAGACAUCUACUGUUUUUUUUAAAUGUUACUACAUUCAGAAUAACAUUCCCAUAAUUUUUGAAGAAUGAUAAAAUUAUAUGUUUUCUUAACGUUCACAUAGAUUUUUAUUAACAUUUAAGAAACUGGACAUUUUGAACAUUCAGAAAUGUUUGAAUAAUUUAAUGGAAACGUUAGCGUAACAUAGAACAGCUUCUAUGUUACUAUAUGCUUUGUACCAUUACUUGUAUGUCACUGUGUUGGUUUAUUACUUCUGCUUAUAUUAAUCAUUUGUACAUCACUUUGGAUAUAGUGCAAAUAAAUGAAUGUAAUUGUAUGUCUAUUAGCUUUGAGAUCAUAUGUGUAGUGCUGAACAUUGAUAGAAAUAGGAUACAAAUUUAAAAAUGCACAGUCUUUCUCUUAUAAGAAUACAGACGAAAAAAAAAAAAAAAAAAAAAAUGCUCAAGAUUAAUCUUACACAGAUUUUUGCACAAUUGGAUGCUUUUAAAAUCUUAUGGCAAAUCUUCCUUUUUCUAUAGGAAAUAAUAAGAAAUCUAUACUCAUCAAGCAUGGGCUCUAUAAAGAAAAAUAAAGAUUCAAGCACAAAUUCAACGUUAAAUUCAAAUGCAAAUCUAGUCCAAUUUCAAUUACAUCAACAUGACCAAAACACAUAAAAUUGCACUCGUAGUUUAAAAACAUAUGUUGUCAAAUGAAUUUGAACAGCGCUACUCGCCUGUCAAUCAACUGCUGCACAAGGUUUAAACCAGUUACCAGUGUUGGGGAACAACAAGUUACUUUGAGUGAAAAGUAAUGUGUUACAAUAUUGUGUUACUGACUAAAAAAGUAACUAAUUGCCUUACUUAGUUACUUUUUAUAUAAAGUAAUGCUUUACAUUACUUUUGUGUUACUUUUCUGACCUAGAUGGGGCUUGCUUUGUUAAAAAAAAAAAAAAAAAAAAAAAAAAAGACAAAUGCCUUUCACACCAUAAGUGAAAUGCAAAAGGAAACGCAAAUUCACUCCUGUACAGCAGAGGGCGCAGCUCAAACAAACCUUUCAGCUGUGCUGCCUUUCUAGAUUGCAGAAGAACAGGAUGCAGGAGAAGAAGGUUCAACACUCUUACUUCAGCAAUAAAAACAAAAAAUAAAACACAAAUGUGAUGUUUAUCUAAAGUCAUUUUUGCUUAUUAGUUUCGGUUGGAUUGGAUCAUGGAAGGUCAGCAGCAAAGACAUUGGUUAAUAACGCAUAGUGACUGGUGAGGACCACUCGUGUCCCUCGAGAGUGCAUUUCUUGGCCUUUUGCACUGACAUAAAAGCUUUUACUGCUAUCUGAGGACUUUUUUCAUCUUUUUGGUGACUUUAGCCAGUUUAACCUUUUGAACAAUGGCUUAUUUACUAGUUUUACUAGUACUGAUGCUGGUUUCAGUAUCCGAGCCAUUCCAUGUGGAGCACCUGGGUCGUUUUGACUGGCAGAAGAGCCUUCGACCAGGUGAGGGAUGCCCUAAAAAGUGCCACCCUGAGAGGUGCCCAGAUGUUAGGCAGCUGCAGGGCUGUCCAGCCGGGCUGGUUCGUGACCAGUGCGGGUGUUGCUGGGAAUGUGGAAACGACGAGGGGCAAUUGUGUGACCCAGAGCCCCGGUCCGGGUCUACUUUCUACGGGCGCUGUGCUGAAGGUCUGCGCUGCAGAGCUCCUCGCAGAAACCCCACAGGUGAGCCCAGAGCCGUCUGCGUGUGCAGCAAGCAGGAAGCACUCUGCGGUUCUGAUGGAAAGACAUUUAAGAAUAUAUGUCAGUUUCGGGCGGCCCAACACAAGCAAGGCAAAGGUCAGACGUUGACAAUGGUGCAUCUUGGACCCUGCAAGACAAAACCAGUUAUCACUUACGCUCCACGUGACAUCGUCACAACCAAAGGAAGUGAUGUCAUCUUUUCCUGUGAGGUGUCGUCGUAUCCACUGGCUUCCGUCCAGUGGAGUAAAGAGGGGGACGUUAUUUCUUUUCCUGCUGAUGAUUCGAGCACGGCUGUACAGGCUCGUGGAGGUCCUCGGAGGUUUGAAUUGACCGGCUGGCUCCAGAUUCAAAGAGUCGGCCCGAACGAUGCAGGUGUGUACACAUGCACCGCCAGGAACGCCUUCGGAGAGGUGUCUGCCUCCGCCAGAUUACAGGUUACACUUGGAGGUUCUCAGCUGAACAAAGAGUUCCGGCAGAAAGAAAACGGAGCUUAUAGAAUAUCAGGCGAAGAGGAGAAUGUAGAUGAUGAAGAUUACGAAGGCCAGCCGAGUGGAUAUAUGUAUUUGUGACAUAUAGAUAUUAUAAAAACAUAGCAUUUAAUCACAGAUGUUUCUUAUUAUGUUUGAAAUGUUAGCUCAAUGUGUACUUUUUUUUUUUUUUUUUGUCCACUAUGUGUGGGCUUUGUAUAUAAAUCCAAAUAAUUUCUAUUCACUUUGAGAAUUGUACUUAAAAAUAGAACUUAAUUAAAUAGUUGAUUUACUCAUUGAGUCCUUUUAUUGUUCAUAAUGCAUGUCAGAAAAUACAAUAUUUGCAGUGUUGUCUGUUUAGUAGGGGUGUAACGGUUCUCGGUAAAAAAUCGAACCGUACCGUCCUCGCACCGCGGUUCACCUCAUAUCUGACGAGGCAUACGCAUCUAUAAUAUGGUUUGUUCAAAAUAAAUAAAACAGACCGAGUUAGGCUAAUGUUUCUGUCGAUAGAUA
Messenger RNA from Ctenopharyngodon idella (grass carp), 3038 nucleotides. It is a transcript of the gene kazald2, whose product is annotated as Kazal-type serine peptidase inhibitor domain 2. Lineage: Eukaryota; Metazoa; Chordata; Actinopteri; Cypriniformes; Xenocyprididae. Gene Ontology annotation, cellular component: extracellular region. Gene Ontology annotation, molecular function: insulin-like growth factor binding. The record is from RefSeq and is a predicted model, not a curated record. Bases 1716 to 2627 code for a protein of 303 amino acids. The transcript has 5 exons. Gene Ontology annotation, biological process: regulation of cell growth; regulation of signal transduction.